Molecule: messenger RNA, 2145 nt
Organism: Coregonus clupeaformis (lake whitefish)
Lineage: Eukaryota; Metazoa; Chordata; Actinopteri; Salmoniformes; Salmonidae
Product: ras-related protein Rab-28-like
Exons: 7
Coding region: 146-811 (221 amino acids)
Cellular component (GO): Golgi apparatus; endosome
Molecular function (GO): GTP binding; GTPase activity
Source: RefSeq, a predicted model, not a curated record
CAUGGCGUCUGGUUGUCUAGUGCUGGGUCUAUUUUAGCUAUCUGAUUAGCACGCUAGCUAUAGUUAAAGGCUUUGACUAUAUUACUGUGAAUAGCAGUAGCUACAUUUUCAGUACAAUAAUAUCUUCAUUGCAAUAUAUCUCAAUAUGUCGGACUCAGAAGAGGACAGUCAAGAUAAGCAACUUAAAAUUGUAGUCAUCGGAGACGGCGCAUCGGGGAAGACGUCACUCGCCACCAGGUUUGCGCAGGAGGCCUUUGGGAAACAGUACAAACAGACCAUUGGCCUGGAUUUCUUUCUGAAGAGAAUAACUUUUCCAGGCAACUUGAAUGUUACCCUGCAAGUGUGGGAUAUUGGAGGUCAAACGAUUGGAGGGAAAAUGCUGGAUAAAUAUGUCUAUGGUGCUCAGGGUGUUCUUCUAGUGUACGACAUUACAAACUACCAGAGCUUUAAGAAUCUGGAGGACUGGUACGGCAUGGUCAAGAAGGCCAACGAAGAGUCUGACGUCCAGCCUGUGGUCUCCCUGGUGGGAAACAAAAUCGACCUUGAGCAUAUGAGGACGGUGAAGGUUGACAAACACCAGCGCUUCUGCCAAGAGAACAGCCUCAUCAGUCAGUUCGUAUCAGCCAAGUCUGGAGACUCGGUGUUCCUGGCAUUCCAGAGAGUGGCUGCAGAGAUUCUGGGGGUGAAGCUCAACAAAGCGGAGCUGGAGCAGUCCCAGCGCGUGGUGAAGGCAGAUAUCGUGAACUACAGUCAAGAGCCUGUGACGAGGACAGUCAACCCCCCGCGCAGCUCCAUGUGUGUGGUGCAGUGACUCCCUCUCCCUCCACCUUCCCUCUUGCCCCUCCACAAACUGAAUACAGCAGUGAGGGCCUCUGACCAGCAGGCUGCCCCAACACACUGGCCCAUAGCCAGAGCUGGGGAAUUGAGCUGGCCUGGUUCUUUCUGCUGUACGCACACACCUGCUGUACACACACACACUGAUUCCUCCCUUCUCUCUCUCAACGCACAAGUCUUCAGAAAGGCUGUAUAUCAGUAUUUCCUUUUUUAAAAGGUUUUCAGGGUCAUCGGACCAAGUACUGCAUAUUUGAAGAUUAAUAUAUGAGAAUCUCUCUGUAUGUCCAGUAUGUAUAUUUACAGGGACCCCACAGUUUAUUCCUGGUUUCAGUACAUUUAAUAUAUUUUCAUGAAUAAUUUUUUGAGUAGUAAUCAGCUUUGGCUACAGCAUACUCCUGUUUAAACAUUAAGUUAUGCUGAAAGGAAAUGGGACCUCCACUUUUUUAGCAGUUUGAACACGUUUGUCAAUAUUUAUUUUAUUUUUGAGAAACUGUUACUCUUUUGGCAUAUUUUUUCUACUGUCUUCAUUGUCUCUUAUUCUUUAAAGGACCAUUUGAUUGUAUAUAGAUAUGAAGUUGGUAUCUGUACCAGAAAAGAAUACAUAAACCACUGUGUUUCAAACUGUAUUUUUAAGGAUAGAAUGUGUUUUCCCUCUGCUGUUGUGUAUACAGAUGCCAUAUCUUUAUUUGAUCAUCCUGUUGUUGCAGGAAUUUUCCUGCACGGUAGUGUAGUGUAUUCGACAUAUAAAAAGGCUUCUAAAGUUAGUAUUUUCCACUUUCAGACUAAAUUUGCCCUAAGGAAAAAUGUAUCAACCCCUACAAAAAAUGUCCAUUAAUUAUAAUCACAUAGCAAUUAACAUUUCCUGUUGCUGCAGGAUUAUUUUCCUGCUGUGUGAGAUCAAAUUAAGAUCCGAUAUCUGUAUGCUUAGAUAUCAGGAUUAGUUUAAUCGCUCUAAGUGGUACUGUCUACACCUCCCACUACCCCCUCUCCCACUGCUCCCAGUGCUGAAACAGGAGUGGUGGGAUGGGCUUGGGUAGGUUGUUGGGGCAAGGAGCUAUUUGGGGGCAGAGAGUGGUGAAGAAAGAAGGGGCUGCUUCAUUGAUAUACAGAUGUACGAUUAAGCAAUAAGGCCAGAGGGGGUGUGGUAUAUGGCCAAUAUACCCACGGCUAAGGGCUGUUCUAAAGCACGAUGCAACACGGAGUGCCUGGCUACAGCCCUUGGUCAUAUACCGCAAACCCCGAGGUGCCUUAUUGCUUUUAUAAACUGGUUACCAACGUAAUUAGAACAGUAAAAUUUUUUAAAAUCUUAUA